This is a messenger RNA of Solanum pennellii, 1368 nucleotides long. Its product is annotated as ribosomal RNA small subunit methyltransferase. Gene Ontology annotation, cellular component: mitochondrial matrix. Gene Ontology annotation, molecular function: rRNA (adenine-N6,N6-)-dimethyltransferase activity. The transcript is spliced from 3 exons. Gene Ontology annotation, biological process: rRNA methylation. The record is from RefSeq and is a predicted model, not a curated record. NCBI's taxonomy places the organism in Eukaryota, Viridiplantae, Streptophyta, Magnoliopsida, Solanales, Solanaceae. The coding region runs from base 105 to 1169 and encodes 354 amino acids.
GUUCGCGGCAAUUUUAGUUCCUAAAGGUUUAAGACAGUUACUCUCACCUCUUGACGGGAAUUUCUUUACCGGAGUCUCGCCCGGGAGCGUCGAAAAGUUUCAUCAUGGCGGGAGGGAAGAUGAAGAAAGAUAAGCCUCAGCGAGGCUCAUCAUCCGCUGCCUCAAAUCCUCACUUCCAGGGAGGGAUAUCGUUCCACAAGUCGAAGGGUCAGCACAUUCUGAAAAAUCCUCUACUGGUUGAUUCUAUUGUCCAAAAAUCCGGAAUUAAAUCUACCGAUGUUAUCCUCGAAAUUGGUCCUGGUACCGGUAAUCUUACAAAGAAGCUUCUAGAAGCCGGAAAGUCUGUUAUUGCUGUUGAACUUGAUCCUCGUAUGGUUCUCGAGUUGCAACGAAGGUUUCAGGGAACUCCUUUAUCCAAUCGACUGAAGGUUAUACAAGGGGAUGUUCUUAAGUGUGAUCUCCCUUACUUCGAUAUUUGUGUAGCUAACAUCCCAUAUCAAAUAUCAUCUCCUCUCACCUUCAAAUUAUUGGCUCAUAGGCCUUUAUUCAGAGCUGCAGUAAUAAUGUUCCAGAGAGAAUUUGCUAUGAGACUUGUUGCUCAACCUGGUGACACUCUUUAUUGCCGCCUUUCUGUGAACACACAGCUGUUGGCCCGAGUAUCACACUUAUUGAAGGUGGGAAAGAAUAAUUUCAGGCCACCACCAAAGGUUGAUUCUUCUGUAGUUAGAAUUGAACCUAGGGGACCACUUACUCCUGUCAAUUUUAAGGAGUGGGAUGGUUUGGUCAGGAUCUGUUUCAACCGGAAAAACAAAACUAUAGGUUCUAUUUUUAGACAAAAAUCCGUGCUCAACAUACUGGAAAAGAACUAUAGAACUUUGCAAGCUUUACAGUUCUCUGAGAAAGCUCCUUCGAAUGAUAUGGAAAUGGCUUUGGAUGUAUCUACCUUGGGAGAGUCAUUUGGAGACUUGAGUAUGGAUGCUGAUGAUGGAAAUGAUGACGAUGACAUUGAGAUGGAUGAUGGUGAUACGAAAAGAGCAGAAUUCAAAGAGAGAGUUUUGGCAGUGCUGAAGGAAGGAAAUUUUGAGGAAAAGAGAUCCUCCAAGCUCGCUCAAGCAGAUUUCAUGCAUCUACUUUCUCUCUUUAACAAGGCUGGAAUUCAUUUUUCUUGAUUCAUGGGGCAGUUAGCCAUACAACCUUAUCAUCAUAUUUGUGGUUUUUCUCCUCAUGGAGAUCCAAUUUUGUUUUGCCCAUAGUGAUUCAAGUCUUGAAAUUUGUAGAUAAUUUGCACUUGGCUUCUCACAAUAUGAUGGAUUUGAAUGAGAUUAGAAGAUUUUCUUAUGGUAUGCUUGUAGUAGCCUGCACUUUGGG